Nomascus leucogenys (northern white-cheeked gibbon) is the source of this 2823-nucleotide messenger RNA. The record is from RefSeq and is a predicted model, not a curated record. NCBI's taxonomy places the organism in Eukaryota, Metazoa, Chordata, Mammalia, Primates, Hylobatidae.
CCCUAGGAGUGGGUUUGGGGCCUGCCACCUCCAGGAGCUCCUGUUCAAAGGGCAUAUAAGUCCCUAUCAAUGCCAAAGACUUGCCUCUCAAGAGCAGCUAUAGGGACUGGGCAGGAAUACAGAUAGGGAUCCUUCACUACAUCGUUGGAUGCUUCACACCUUUCCCAGCCACCUGCGCGACCAGCUGAGUGGUACAGCCCUGAAGCCUAUGUGAAAACAGGAUAACUUGAUGGUUCAGAGCCACUAUUUCCAUAUGGGCUUAGGCAAGGUACUUAAACUCUCAGUGUCUCAGUUUCCUCAUCUAUAGAAAGGUAAAAAAGCAGUACCUAUACCCUUAGGGUUCGUGUGAGAAUUAAAUAAGCUAAUAUAUGUACCUGGUGCAUGAUAAGUUUUAUAUAUGUGUUGGCUAUGAUCUUAGGGCAGCUGUGAGAGAGCUGAGCCCUAGAACCGUAAAACCCUCCUAAGCAACAUCUCCACUCAUGGCCUGGCAGGUGGUGGAGCAGGAAAUCCUGUGGGAAAAGGGAAGGCUUUGACUGUAGGAGUGGGCUAAUUGUGGGUUCCUGGAAGGUGAGGAAUCCUUCCCUAACAUCCUCAAUGCCCAACCACACCUAAUCUGGCUCUGGCACGCGGCAGGUGCUCAGGCAACGCUAGUCAGGGAGAAAGGCACCAGCUUUCGCUCUGCCCCCUGCCCCACCCCAGGGGCCGGACUGUAGAGGCGCCUAAAAGGGAAGUUGUUUAGUCAACUCGGAAAAGGGGUAGCAACCCGGAAAGCAGACUCACCGUCUUGGUCUAGAGACUGACCCCUGCACAGACAGACCCCUUCUCCUCUCUGCCAAAGACCCAAGCCCCAGAAGUCACUCCAUCUCCUACGGCUCGCAAUUUCCAGAGGCCCCCUGGCACCUUCCAGCCUGAUGUCGUGCGUCAAGUUAUGGUGAGUAGAGAGUGGCAUGUCGAUCGCAGCCUCUGACAUUCACACCCAGAGCGCCCCACAGACUCGCUCAGAGAAUGUCUUUGAGUCCGGGGACGGUGGGGACCGGCGAGGGAGGCUGGGGAUUGCAGUGAGAGCGCCGAGUCACAGGGGCGCGGGGAGCAGCGCUGACCUACGGCACGGCCGGCUAGUGGGCGACACCCCUCUCUCAGCCCCAGCGCUGCUUCCGCCCCCUUGGUGGCCAUCGAGGAACUGGAGAACCAGGAGUUCGUCGGCAAAGGCGGGUUCGGCACAGUGUUCCGGGCGCAGCAUAGGAAGUGGGGCUACGAUGUUGGCGGUCAAGAUCGUAAACUCGAAGGCGAUAUCCAGGGAGGUCAAGGCCAUGGCAAGUCUGGAUAACGAAUUCGUGCUGCGCCUAGAAGGGGUUAUCGAGAAGGUGAACUGGGACCAAGAUCCCAAGCCGGCUCUGGUGACUAAAUUCAUGGAGAACGGCUCCCUUUCGGGGCUGCUGCAGUCCCAGUGCCCUCGGCCCUGGCCGCUCCUUUGCCGCCUGCUGAAAGAAGUGGUGCUUGGGAUGUCUUACCUGCAUAACCAGAACCCGGUGCUCCUGCACCGGGACCUCAAGCCAUCCAACGUCCUGCUGGACCCAGAGCUGCAUGUCAAGCUGGCAGAUUUUGGCCUGUCCACAUUUCAGGGAGGCUCACAGUCAGGGACAGGGUCCAGGGAGCCAGGGGGCACCCUGGGCUACUUGGCCCCAGAACUGUUUGUUAACGUAAACUGGAAGGCCUCCACAGCCAGUGAUGUCUACAGCUUCGGGAUCCUAAUGUGGGCAGUGCUCGCUGGAAGAGAAGCUGAGUUGCCAACCGAACCAUCACUGGUGUAUGGAGCAGUGUGCAAGAGGCAGACCCGGCCCUCAUUGGCUGAGCUGCCCCAAGCUGGGCCUGAAACUCCCGGCUUAGAAGGACUGAAGGAGCUAAUGCAGCUCUGCUGGAGCAGUGAGCCUGAGGACAGACCCUCCUUCCAGGAAUGCCUACCAAAAACUAAUGAAGCCUUCCAGAUGGUGAAAAACAAUAUGAAUGCUGCUGUCUCCACAGUAAAGAAUUUCCUGUCUGAGCUCAGGAGCAGCGAUAGGAGAUUUUCUACCCCAGAGUCAGGCCAAGGAGGGACAGAAAUGGAUGACUUUAGGAGAACCACAGAAAACCAGCACUCUUGUAAUGAUGUCAUGGUUUCUGAGGGGCUAAACAAACUGAAUCUAGAGGAGUCUCCCAGCUCUGUUCCUAAAAAAUACCUGAGCCUUACCAAGAGGAGCAGGGCACAAGAGGAGCAGGUUCCACAAGCCAGGACAGCAGGCACGUCUUCAGAUUCAAUGGCCCAACCUCCUCAGACUCCAGAGACCUCAACUUUCAGAAACCAGAUGCCCAGCCCCGCCUCAACUGGAACACCAAGUCCUGGACCCCGAGGGAAUCAGGGGGCUGAGAGACGAGGCAUGAACGGGUCCUGCAGGACCGCGGAGCCAAAUCCAGUAACAGGGCUCGUUAACGUACACAACAGCUCUUGGGUGCAAGUUGGAAACAACAACUUCUUGACUACGCAACAGACAACUGCAUUGCCCACAGGGGGCCUGGCACCUUCGGGCAAGGGAAGGGGCUUGCAGCACCCCCCACCAGUAGGUUCGAAAGAAGGCCCUAAAGAUCCUGAAGCCUGGAGCAGGCCACAGGGUUGGUAAAAUCGUAGUGGGAAAUAAAGCAACUUCCAAGCUUGCCUCCAAGAGUUACGAGUUAAGGAAGAGUGCCAUCCCUUGAAGCCCCUGACUUCCUUCUAGGGCAGUCUGGCCUGCCCACAAAACGACUUUGUGAUCUGUCCCCCCAGGAGUCAAUAAACACGAUGGAAUGCUA